Molecule: messenger RNA, 3548 nt
Organism: Betta splendens (Siamese fighting fish)
Lineage: Eukaryota; Metazoa; Chordata; Actinopteri; Anabantiformes; Osphronemidae
Gene: faxcb
Product: failed axon connections homolog, metaxin like GST domain containing b
Exons: 6
Coding region: 193-1440 (415 amino acids)
Cellular component (GO): cytoplasm
Source: RefSeq, a predicted model, not a curated record
UCUGGCUAACUCGAUUGAUUUUCUAGAGCCUGCAAAGGAAAUGUUGACGAGCAUCAUCCCGGGGAGUGGGAGUCGCGAUGUUUACUCCUGGGUUUCUCGGGGAGCGUUAUUAGCUGCACAGCCGCGAUGCCGUAGACAAGCGGGGGGUCGCAGCGGGGAGGAAGCGGGGCGGCUGUAACCGAGGGUGGGAGGAUGCACUGGGCUGCUGGCUUCGCCUCUUCCCGGCCGUGUGUGGUUGAAAUCGGGCGGAAUCACAGCCUGCCCCUCGGGCUGUGCGCCUCGGAGCAGCAGCAGUCUUUGUAUGGCUAUAUCAUCGCCUUCCCUCUACAGGACUGCGGAGGCAUCAUGUCGGUGCUGGGCUCGGACUCCUGGUGGAAGAAGACCCUGUACAUCACCGGGGGGGCCCUUCUGGCUGCUGCAGCCUAUCUGCUGCACGAACUGCUCGCCAUCAGGAAGGAGCAGGAGCUGGACUCUAAAGAUGCCAUCAUCCUGCACCAGUUCUCCAGGCCGAAGAACGGCGUGCCCAGCCUCUCGCCCUUCUGCCUCAAAAUAGAGACCUACCUGCGCAUGCUGGAUCUGCCCUAUCAGAACUACUUUGACGGGAAGCUGUCGCCGCAGGGGAAGAUGCCCUGGAUCGAGUACAACCACGAGCAGGCCUCCGGCUCAGAGUUCAUCGUGGACUUCCUAGAGGAGAAGCUGGGCGUCAACCUCAACAAGAACCUCACUGCGCAGGAGAGAGCCGUGUCCCGCGCUGUCACCAAGAUGGUGGAGGAACACCUCUACUGGACAAUAGCCUACUGCCAGUGGGUGGACAACCUGGAGGAAACCCAGAAGCUGCUGGCGAUGAGCGGCCCCCUCAGCGACACGCUGAAGUGGCUGCUGAGCCACCUGAACGGCAGCAUGGUGCGCCGGGAGAUGUACGGCCACGGCAUCGGGCGCUUCUCCAAGGAGGAGGUGUACUCGCUGAUGGAGAAGGACAUGAGGACGCUGGCCACGCUGCUGGGAGACAAGAAAUACUUCAUGGGUUCCAAGAUGUCAACAUUGGAUGCAACAGUGUUUGGGCAUCUAGCCCAGGCUAUGUGGACUCUGCCUGGGACACGACCAGAGCAACUCAUUAAAGGGGAGCUGAUCAACCUGGCCAUGUUCUGCGAGCGCAUGCGGAGGCGGUUCUGGCCCGAGUGGUUUGUGGAGGUGGACGAUUUUUACUAUGACGGCGACAGCGAGAGCAGCAGCGACGGCUCCCCGACGGGUCUGCUGGACUUCGGCCUCUUCUCCAGGACUAACACUCUGGACGACAGCGACGCCAGCAGCCAGUCGGCCGGACACACGCACACGCACUCCCCGGACUCGGACCACUCGCUCUUCGACUCGGACGUCGGGACGGGGUCUGACAAUGACAUCCAGCUUAAGGAGGAGCUAAUGCCAGACCUGGAGGUUUGACCUGGGAGCCAGGAUGGAACGAUCAGCGCCACAGUUUCACAGCAGACCUGGCUGAGAGGCCUGAAACUGUUCCAGGGUCCCCCCCUCCACACACCCAGCAUGUGACCACUACCUGAUGGGCAGACUGGGUCUUUAUAUGCACAACACACACACUGAGCAUCACUAUGUUACAGUACCGUUGGUCUCCUCCCGUAACGUCGGAGCUGUCACAGUGACGGCUUCUCUUUGCCUUAUUUGUCUCAUCCUGAAGACGCGGAGGGCGACGCGGCGGUGGGACGUCGCCGGGUGGCGCAGACGAGACAGGUGGCGUUUCACUCGCCACGAAACGAUGCAACUAAUCACCGCUCUGCCGCGCGUCUCACGAACCCACUCGAACAGGUGGAGAUUGAUUGUGUGGCUAAAAGGACCAGAUGCUGCGUCUGGGCGGGUAACCAUCCACGUGCAGGUCCUCCGUGCGACUGAACUGUAUGUGAAGAGUCUGUAUCAAAAAUGUCUCAGUAGAGUAGAGGUCAGCAGGAAGGUGCCUGCUGUGAUCUUGUCAUCCUAAUUUACCUCUGCUCACUCAUUAUUUGCCUACUUUGUUAUUGGUGGUUUGGAAUUUUGCCCUUCAGUUUCAGCAGGUUUAAGGAGCUGUUGUUUCCAUAUUGGACCACUAGGUGGCGACAGACGUCAACCUGAUGCCUCCAUUACUCCGUAACACCAAGGUCUUUCCAACGUAGUUUCAGCACAGCAAACGGUUUCAUCUUUAGUCCCAAGUGUUAAUAAAGUGGCUUCCCUUCGUAGGGAACCUGUCGGUGUGUGUGACGUGGGAGCGCAUGCAUGUCUGAGUGCAGCAACAAAUCAGCCUUAGUGCUCAGACUAAGAAAAGGUGAUAGAAAUGAUUAUCAGUGCCACUUUAAUAACAUUGUUUCUAAGUCAUGUCAAAUAUAUAUAUCUAUAUAUUUUGUUGUCUUAUUUCUCUCAAAGAGAGAGGCUAUUUUGCACUAGUGGAAAUUUAUUUUCACCUUAGUUCAGUCUGCUGUGGAGGAAGAGGAUGGGCCACGAGAAUGGGAUGCCUCCGAUUGACAGGACGUCCGGAUAAUCACUGAGCUGCGAAGUCAUGAAACCAAAUCAAUAGAUUCUGAGCAAACAUGGACCAAAAUGUAUCAGGAAGUGUUUUGUUUCUGUCUGGCAUGCUAAACCUGGGGGGGGGGGGGUACAGUAGGAAAGCCAUAAAAAGAAUGUGGUGCAUAUAAAGUAGAAUAGAUGUGAUUAAAGGAUCUUGUCACUCAAAUGACAAACUGUAUUUAUUCACUUACAUACGGUGGUGUUGAGCCGCUCACCCCCUGUUCUCAUAUAUCUAUUUUUGGUCCCUGGCCUCAAUCACUGAGUUAUAUGAAUGGAGUCUCAACUGUAGAGUUGACAGCAAUGUAUAAUAACUUUUCAAAUUUCAACAUGAAACAUCUCCGGUUACAGUUUCUCUGCAGAACAAAUUGAUGGCGUUUUCAUAGAAUGUCUACAAAUAUUGACAAUAUAACACAAAAUUUUUAUUGUUGAAUACUAGGUGUGUAUGAACUACGUCCUGCUACUGGAUAGAGGUGUGUCUAUUGAACCUGCUGUAGUAAAUGCUACAUUAACAGGGACUUGAACAACUAUGUAAAAGGGAUCAUUUUUACAGACAGACUCAUCUGAGUCCACCUUCGUGUCCGUCAUCGCAUUCUUUUGGUUUUAUGGCUUCGUACAAUUUUUACAACUUGGGGGUGAUAGAAAAGUAUCUUUUUGUAAUGUGGGUGAGCAGAUGCUUUACAAUGAAGAAGCCUGAGUAGCUGAGUUAGUGACAGAUGCCAGAGCUGGAACCGGUCGGGACUCCAGAACCGGACUCUGUUCUGUGACCCCAUGGUUUUGCAUCCCAGCCCGUCUUGGCCUGGGUUGUGUGCUUUUCUGCCUGGCUGUUGUAUAGAGUGGGACUGCUUUAAUCAAGCCAUACUAAAACGAGACGCCCUGUAAAUACUGAACGUGUGAAGUGUACCCUACCGUGUGUACUGGACCGGCUGUUCUACCGGCGCAGUCCAACCAAACUGCAGCGACUGGAUGGUUUCAAUAAAGACUAGCUGUGACAAUUUUACAAA